AUGAAGUUACCGGUGCUCCUGUUGGGUUGGGUCAUUUGCUACACGGCCGCGGCCACUGAAUCGCCCGGAUUCUUCAUCAAACUAUCCAAAAGUGUACCGCGGAUCGGUCGCAGGGGUGAUUUGGAGAACUUUUUCCUCAAACAAUCGAAGAGUGUCCCACGAAUUGGACGACGUGCCGGCGGUUAUAUGGUUCUCCACCGUGAAGCUGCGGUUCCGAUGCAGGAAGCAACGGGAUCGAACUGGUUCGAACGGUACAUGAAAACGGUCAAACGUCCUGCACCCGGUGGAGCGUCGAUGGGGAUGGAUGAUGCCGGCAAGUCGUACAAGAAGAUUCGUCCACUCGAUCUGAACCACAUCAUCGACAUCCUGUCGGAUGAUCUAUUCUUUGGUUCGGAUCUUAAGUUUAUCUCUUGGGAAGUGCUGGAUGAGGCACUCGAGGAGGAUCCGGAGUUGCUGCAGAAGCUGGCUUCGCUCGCUCGGGACAAGGAAGUGCAACAGCUGAAGCAUAUGCUGGGUGAUCAUGUCGAAGAACAGGUGCAGUACGUACCGCUCGAUCGGAAUGAGAUAAAUGCGGCCGGUAGCCGGGCCUACAUGUACCGUGUGGAUCGUGCCGCUUCCGAACCGAACAAGGAGCGCAUCGAGUAUCAACAGUAA
Molecule: messenger RNA, 654 nt
Organism: Anopheles aquasalis
Lineage: Eukaryota; Metazoa; Arthropoda; Insecta; Diptera; Culicidae
Gene: ETH
Product: Ecdysis triggering hormone
Source: RefSeq, a predicted model, not a curated record